Messenger RNA from Amorphotheca resinae ATCC 22711, 1633 nucleotides. RefSeq lists its product as hypothetical. The coding region runs from base 133 to 1620 and encodes 495 amino acids. The record is from RefSeq and is a predicted model, not a curated record. Gene Ontology annotation, molecular function: oxidoreductase activity, acting on paired donors, with incorporation or reduction of molecular oxygen; monooxygenase activity. The transcript has a single exon. NCBI's taxonomy places the organism in Eukaryota, Fungi, Ascomycota, Leotiomycetes, Helotiales, Amorphothecaceae.
GAGAUGUCGUCGCUGUAAGUAUCGUUCCUUAUCUCUCCAUCUCCUUCGUGUCUCGCUGCUGUCUCUUCUCGUCGUCAUCUUCAAGUCGCAGCCCCCCAAGUCCAAAGUCCAGGUCAAGGCCAAGCAGUCAUCAUGGGCUCUUCUGCUCCCACCCCCAAGAAGCAAUUGAUCCUCAAUGCCUUCGCCAUGCAGGCCCCCGCCCAUCUGAACCCGGGCCUGUUCAAGUAUCCCAAGGACAAAGGUCGCCAGUACAACGACAUCCAGAAUUGGAUCGCGCUGGCCCAGAAACUUGAGGCAGCAAAGUUUCACGCCAUCUUCUUCGCCGACGUGCUCGGCGGCUACGAUGUCUACAAAGGUCCUGCAAAUCUGGAACCUACUAUCCCCGCCGCGGCCCAAUUCCCCAUCAAUGAUCCCCUCUACAGCAUUCCCGCCAUGGCCGCCGCCACAAAGAGCAUCGGAUUCGGGGUUACGGCCUCUACAACCUACGAAUCUCCCUACUCAAUGGCGCGCAAAUUCUCAACCGUCGACCACCUGAGCAAUGGGCGCGUGGCCUGGAAUAUCGUGACAUCGUACCUCGACUCCGCCGCGCGCAACUUUGGUCUCAACACGCAAGUCGAGCAUGACGAGCGGUACCGCAUCGCUCACGAGUAUCUGGACGUCACGUACAAGCUGUGGGAGGGCUCGUGGCGCGACGACGCCGUGACGAAUGCACCCGAAGGCGCCUACGCAGACCCCAAAGGCGUGCGCCAGAUCAAUCACAAGGGUAAGUAUUUCACGAUACCGGGACCGCACAUCUGCGCGCCGUCGCCGCAGCGGACGCCCUUCCUCUUCCAAGCCGGCACGUCGACUGCCGGGAAAGCGUUCGCUGCCCGGCAUGCCGAGGCGAUCUUCCUCAACGGGCACACGCCCGAGCUGGUCCGGCCGUCCGUCGACUCGAUCCGCGCGCAGGCGAAGGAGCUCGGCCGCGACCCGAACAGCAUUAAAAUUGUCGCCGGGCUACUCGUCAUUGUCGCGGAGACGGACGAGAAAGCGCAAGAAAAGGUCCAAGAGUUGGCCAAGUAUGGGGAUCGCGAGGGCGCCCUCGCGCUCUUUGGAGGCUGGUCAGGAUACGACCUAAGCCAGUACGACGAUGACCAAGAUUUCCGCUUCGUGGAGUCAGCCCCGCCGGCGGUGCGCAGCAUGGUCAACCACUGGGCCUCCUUCUCACCGGACGGCCUGAAGUGGAACAAGAAAACCAUUGCAGAGCACCUCAUCCUCGGCGGCAACGGAGCGAAAGCCAUUGGCAGCGCCAAAACCGUCGCGGAUGCGCUGGAGCGGUGGGUCGAGGUAGCUGAUAUCGACGGCUUCAAUUUCAGCUAUGCGACGAUCCCAGAGACAUUUGAUGAUAUCAUUGAGUACCUAAUCCCGGAGCUCAGAAGGAGAGGCCUUGUCUGGGAUGAUUACGCCGUUCCGGGCGGGACGCUGAGAGAGAAUUACCUAGGCAAGAAGGGAAGCAAUAGAUUAUCGGAUACCCAUCCUGGAGCGCAGUACUUCUGGAAAGCGGGCGAGGAAACCCCGGCCUAUGCCCUGUCGCGAAAGCGGAAUAGAGAUGAUGAUGAUGAUGAUGAUGAUGAUAAAUAAAUAAUAUGUUCAU